This is a messenger RNA of Coregonus sp. 'balchen', 39818 nucleotides long. NCBI's taxonomy places the organism in Eukaryota, Metazoa, Chordata, Actinopteri, Salmoniformes, Salmonidae. The record is from the annotation of a GenBank genome assembly.
AUGUGUGUUUCUCUGUUAACCCUUGAGGGGUGCUGUCUGUGUGUUGCAGGUGAUGGGAACCCCAAGGAGAGCAGUCCCUUCAUCAACAGCAGCAGUGCCAGUGAUGUGGAGAAGAGCCAGCAGUAUGAUGGCAAGAACAUGGCCCUGUUUGAGGUCUGUAACACAAGGCUCCUUCACUUGCUUACCUAUGGGGCGGCGCACAAUUGGCCCAGCGUCGUCCAGGGUAGGGAAGGGAAUGGCCGGCAGGGAUGUUGGUAGAGCAUGGCGUUUGCAACACCAGGGUUGUGAGUUUGUUUCCCACGGUGGGCCAGUAUGAAAAAUAUAAAAAUAAUGUAUGCACUCACUAACUGUAAGUCACUCUGGAUAAGAGCGUCUGCUAAAUGACGUAAAUGUAAAUAAUUAUACUAUAAUUACAUGGUAAUGAUCUAGUAAUUAUCUAAUUGCUUUGUUCCAUUGGUUUCGAUGAAACAAGCACAAAGCCUUGCUUACUUACUUACCAUCUGACAGCAGGUGGGUUGAAUUCUUUGAAAUAAGUACUGGCUUAAUCAUAUAGUUUCUCAGUUGUCAAUAUCAGCUGAGAGGACUGUAAAAUUAAAUAAUACCUGCAUGUUUCCUACUGUGUUUUGUCCUCUGGUAUACUGAUAUGGUGUGUCUGUCCACCUGUCCCUCUGUCCUGCAGGAGGAGAUGGACAACAGUCCUAUGGUUUCAUCCAUACUUAGCAGUCUGGCCAACUACUCCAACCUGCCUCAGGGCAGCAAAGAGCACGAGGAGGCCGAGAACGAGGAGGGGGCGGCGCCAUCCAAAAAAAAACCUGCUGUCAAGGUACUCCAUCUAAUCUAAACUAAAGUCUGGUCCUAAACAUAAACAUUAGCUGAAGUUUGACUUGAUCUGAGGUGGCAGAGUGUGUCCCUCCCAUCCUCCACCUGGACGAACAGGGGGCCUGGAAAGGACGUUAUUGAUGACGCUGUCGGCCAUGUUUAGGCCUGGACUUUAUUGAUGGCCAUGCGCGCUAUCCUUUUCCUUCCCCGUCGCUACACAGCCGUUUGGUAAUUUAUCGGGCCUGAGCAGGGCAGGUUGACGUUUAUUGUCAUGAGUCUUGUCCUGGAGGCAGAACUGAGCGAUUUCCCCUUAGAAAGGCCAGGUGCAAAUUCAAAAUUGGCUAUAUUGUAAGAAUUCAUUAUUAGCUCUUUGGCCUUAAUUAAAGAUUAAGGUUAGGCAUUAUGGUUAUCAGUGUGGUUAAGGUUAGGGUUAUGACUUUGUGGCUGUGCCAGCUAGUGAGCUGCAUCCAGAACAAGAUUAAUGACGAUAAAUGCUAACCUGCCUGAGUAGGGACACAUUAGGCCUGUUAUCCAACACAUGUGCAGUGGGGCAUAACCCUGAUACAACAAGCUGCUCUCUCGGCCUGUCUUGUUACCCUGAUACAACAAGCUGCUCUCUCGGCCUGUCUUGUUACCCUGAUACAACAAGCUGCUCUCUCAGCCUGUCUUGUUACCCUGAAACAACAAGCUGCUCUCUCUGCCUGUCUUGUUACCCUGAUACAACAAGCUGCUCUCUCGGCCUGUCUUGUUACCCUGAUACAACAAGCUGCUCUCUCGGCCUGUCUUGUUACCCUGAUACAACAAGCUGCUCUCUCGGCCUGUCUUGUUACCCUGAUACAACAGGCUGCUCUCUCGGCCUGUCUUGUUACCCUGAUACAACAAGCUGCUCUCUCGGCCUGUCUUGUUACCCUGAUACAACAAGCUGCUCUCUCAGCCUGUCUUGUUACCCUGAAACAACAAGCUGCUCUCUCUGCCUGUCUUGUUACCCUGAUACAACAAGCUGCUCUCUCGGCCUGUCUUGUUACCCUGAUACAACAAGCUGCUCUCUCGGCCUGUCUUGUUACCCUGAUACAACAAGCUGCUCUCUCGGCCUGUCUUGUUACCCUGAUACAACAAGCUGCUCUCUCUGCCUGUCUUGUUACCCUGAUACAACAAGCUGCUCUCUCAGCCUGUCUUGUUACCCUGAUACAACAAGCUGCUCUCUCUGCCUGUCUUGUUACCCUGAUACAACAAGCUGCUCUCUCAGCCUGUCUUGUUACCCUGAUACAACAAGCUGCUCUCUCUGCCUGUCUUGUUACCCUGAUACAACAAGCUGCUCUCUCGGCCUGUCUUGUUACCCUGAUACAACAAGCUGCUCUCUCGGCCUGUCUUGUUACCCUGAUACAACAAGCUGCUCUCUCAGCCUGUCUUGUUACCCUGAUACAACAAGCUGCUCUCUCUGCCUGUCUUGUUACCCUGAUACAACAAGCUGCUCUCUCGGCCUGUCUUGUUACCCUGAUACAACAAGCUGCUCUCUCGGCCUGUCUUGUUACCCUGAUACAAAUCAAAUCAAAUUGUAUUUGCCACAUGCUUCGUAAACAACAGGUGUAGACUAACAGUGAAAUGCUUAUUUACUUCCCAACAAUGCAGAGAGAAAAAAUAGAAAUAAUAGAAAAAUAGACAGAUAAUAACACCAGGAAUAAAUACAAAAUGAGUAAGGAUAACUUGAAUGUAUACACGGGGACCAGUACCAAGUCCAUGUGCAGGGGUACGAGGUCAUUGAGGUAGAUAUGUACAUAUAGGUAGGGAUAAAGUGACUAGGCAACAGGAUAGAUAAUAAACUUUAACAGCAGCAUAUGUGAUGAGUCAAAAGAGUUAAUGCAUAUAGUCCUGGUAGCUAUUGGUUAACUAUUUAACUAACUAUUUAGGAGUCUUAUGGCUUGGGUGUCCCGUGUUGCUCAGUUGGUAGAGCCUGGCGUUUGCAACACCAGGGUUGUAGGUUCGAUUCCCAUGGGGAAAAAGCAUGAAAAUGUAUGUACUCACUAACUGUAAGUCGCUCUGGAUAAGAGCGUCUGCUAAAUGACUAAAAUGUAAAAUGUGUAGAAACUGUUCAGGGUCCUGUUGGUUCCAGACUUGGUGCAUUGGUACCACUUGCCAUGCGGUAGCAGAGAGAACGGUCUAUGACUUGGGUGGCUGGAGUCUUUGACAAUUUUUAGGGCCUUCCUCUGACACCACCUGAUAUAGCAACCUGGUCUCAGAGCACUUCGUACUAUUCUGUACGUAAAUACUCCAUUUAGUAUUAUAUGUUAUGUAUAUACAGUUGAAGUCGGAAGUUUACAUACACCUUAGCCAAAUACAUUUAAACUCAGUUUCACAAUUCCUGACAUUUAAUCCUAGUAAAAAUUACCUGUCUUAGGUCAUUUAGGAUCACCACUUUAUUUUAAGAAUGUGAAAUGUCAGAAUAAUAGUAGAGACAUUUUUUUAUUUAAGCUUUUAUUCCUUUCAUCACAUUCCCAUUGGGUCAGAAGUUUACAUACACUCAAUUAGUAUUUGGUUGCGUUGCCUUUAAAUUCUUUAACUUGGGUCAAACGUUUCAGAUUGUUUCCCCCUGGAAAAAUUACUUGUGUCAUGCACAAAGUAGAUGUCCUAACCGACUUGGCAAAACUAUAGUUUGUUAACAAGAAAUGUGUGGAGUGGUUGAAAAACGAGUUUUAAUGACUCCAACCUAAGUGUAUGUAAACUUCAGACUUCAACUGUACGUAUGCAUGGUAUAUAUUAAUUGGUGGAUGUCCAUCACACAUUUUGUACUGUCGUAUCGGGUGAAUGGUGGCAAUUAUUGCUGAUAAACAAAGGAGUCCGCUCAUACUGAACUUUGAUCAUAAGGUUUAUUCAGAUCACAAGCUUUCAGCAUAAGUUACAGGUGACAUGCCCACCCGGAGAGCGACGCCUCAGAAUGGCCGCUCUGCCUUCUUCUUCGUUUAGCCCCUACUUAUAAACAAUGCAAAAAGAUGCUCCCUCUUCUGGCCAAUCACCAGUCUCCCCUGUCUACAACACACUUCCUGUCUGUUGUAUGUGGCGUUACACUAAAACAUUCCCUCUUGAUACUAAAAUUAACGUCCUCUCUGGUUCCACUUAAAACAUUUAACAAAGGCAUAAUCCUAAUACACGACAGUACGAUAUGUUACGAAUUACAAUUCAUAUUAUAUGUUACGAAUCUGCGAAACAUUUAAUAUGUUACAAAUUCUAGCUAGGUGGCUAAUGUUAGUUAGCUGGCUAACGCUAGCUAGGCUAUGGGUUAGGGUUAGGGGUUAAGGUUAGGGUUAAAUUUAUGAGUUAGGUUAAAUGGUUAAGGUUAGGUUUAGGGUAAGGGGAAGGGUUAGCUAAAAGGUUUAAGGUUAGGGUUAGCCAAAAGGGUUAAGGUUAGGGUUAAGGGAAGGGUUCGCUAACAUGCUAAGUAAUUGCAAAGUAGCAGAAAAUUAGCUGAAAUGUUGUCCGUGAUGAGAUUCAAACUCGCAACCUUCGAGUUGCCAGACGUUUGCAUUAUAUGCAAACCCAUCCAUCCUGACCAACCACCUUACUUUUGUUUUUGCCUUAAGUAACCAUCUGUCUUAUGUAACCAUACCAAACGUAACAUAUCAUACAGGCUGUGUAUAGAGGUCCUGGAUGGCAGGGAGCUCUACCGCAGUGAUGUACUGGGUCGUACGCACUACCCUCUGUAGCGCCUUGCGGUCGGAUGCCAAGCAGUUGCCAUAUACAACAAGCGGCUCUCACAUUCUGUCGUAACCCAGAUACCACAAGCUGCUCUCUCGGAUUGUCUUGUUACCCUGGUCUGAGGCAGGUUACUGCAUCAUUCCCCUCCACUCUUUUUGUUGUUAUCCACAUCUUCAAUUGACAGCUUCCUCCAGACAAGAGGCCAAAAGAGGCUGAUAUGAGAUAAUUCUAAACAGGAAGUAGAUAUGAACCUGAGACGAUGGGAUAAUGUUUAAUGACAGGCUACUUUUUACAAUUGAAGGAUGAUUGAUGCAUCAAAAUGUGCAUUUAUUUGGCCAUUUGUAGUUUAGCACUUGAGGCUUCAUACAACAGGUAGAGUUAUUGUGUAUUGUGAACUUCAGUAGUGUUCUCUACAGAAGUCGUUCUCAACCCUGGUCCUGGGGACCUAAAGGGGUGCAUGUUUUUGUUUUUGCCCUUGCAUUAACACACCUUUCAAAUGACCAGCUUCAGCUUGUUCAUGAUUCAUUAUUUGAAUCAGGUUUGUUUGUACAUGGGCAAAAACAAAAAUGUGCAUCCCUUUAGGUAACCCAGGACCAGGAUUUGAGAAACACUGCUCUACAGUGAGAGAGACAGGCACCGUGGAGCCUGUCACUGAAUGUGAUAGAGUCACCUGGAGGAUCUGAGGUCCAAAGGCAAAACCUGAGCCAGACAGACUGUCAGAUUGGCCCUGCAGUGGGCUACCUCUCACUGGCUCUCCCCUGUGGCUCUGCAGAACACUCAGGGCUAAGACAUCUCUCUCUACAUACAGAUUUCAAUUUCCUGCCCAUGUCUCGUCUCCUCCCUGGAGCUUCAGACACUUAAUUGUAGUGUCAGGGAGACAAGCAAGGAUUAAGAGGACAAAUGAUUGCUUGUACCUCUACUUGUACUGUCAUAUAAGACGUUGUCAUUGAUGUCACUGUUAGCGACUGGAAUUAAAACUGACUUUCCAAUCUUAUCCUAGAAUAAAUUGCAUUUAGAAGUAAUAAAAAAAGUAUAAUAAAUAGUGAAUCCUGCACUACCAUAAUGUGUUAGUAAUGUGCCGUACAGGUAUUAGCUACUGGAGGGCUGAUCACAAGUGGAGUCCUAUGAGAGAGCCGAUCCCAUAGAACUCAACAGCUGAACGCCAUGUCUAAUCAAAGGUAGAGUUUGAGAACUACACUGUGGGUUGACAUUGUUGGGAUAAUUAAAUUUUCUCCCCCAUACAUAGCUAGACAGACAGGCCCACGUGAAGAAACAAAUGAGAGGGUUCUUCUCCCUGGCAACAGGACAACUGUGCUAGUCAUUAGCUAAAUGGGCUGACAGAGCGAUAGAUGACAUUGGGUUUGGGCAGCCUCAGCUAGUAUCCUAGAGCCACCACCUGCAUGAAUAGAAGUAAAUUUCUACUACUAAACUAUCACACAUAUGGAUCAUUUCUCUCUCUGUGUAGUGAGACACAGAGGAAUCUCUGCUGCCUGAAUUUCAGCUUAAUUGCCUCAGAAGAAAAAAAAACAUUCAGUCAUGGAGAGCCAGAAACAUAUUGCCAGCCCAAAAUAAUGAAGAAAAGGAGGAGAAGGUGUUAUCUUCCUGCUGCCAUUCAAAUAGGUUAAUGGGGAGGAGAUGUCUCCAUUUUGACUGAACAAAGAGCUUGUCAUUCUCUCUUCAUAUGAUUACUGUCUCUUUGUGAUGGGAUAGAGGAGGGCCUGUGAGCUUCUGUUGAGUCUGUACUGUAUUUCAGUGUGAUGAGUGCAGAAUGAGUCUGUACUGUAUUUCAGUAUGAUGAGUGCAGAAUGAGUCUGUACUGUAUUUCAGUAUGAUGAGUGCAGAAUGAGUCUGUACUGUAUCCACCAAACUCAGAUGCAAGAUUUGGUCACCGGAGGAAUUUGUUUUGUUCAAAUCAAAUCAAAUCAAAUGUUAUUUGUCACAUUGUCACGUUUCUUUAUAGACGGGCCAGACCAAGGCGCAGCGUGAUAUGCGUACAUGUUUAUUUUAAUGAAUAAACAACCGACAAAACAAUAAACAAACGAAACGUGAAGUCCAAGGUAGAACACAAAACAUACCUACACGGAACCUCCCACAACCCACUAGUGCCAAUAGGCUGCCUAAGUAUGGUCCCCAAUCAGAGACAACGAGCUACAGCUGCCUCUGAUUGGGAACCACACCGGCCAACAUAGAUCUACACAUAAUAGAAUAUCAACAUAGAAAUACACAACAUAGAACAUACACACCCCGACUCAACAUAUACGAGUCCCCAGAGUCAGGGCGUGACAGUACCCCCCCCCCCAAAGGAUUCCGACCGCACAACAUAAACAUAACAGGGUAGGGGCCGGGUGGGCAUUCCGCCUCGGAGGCGGAUCCGGCUCAGGGCGUGACGACCACUUACUCUCCGCCUCCCUGUUGCGCCCCUGGUCUGGUCUGAACCUCGGCGCGCUGCUUCCCAUCUCCUUCCUCCCACGAAGUACCAAGCCCUGUCUGGACCCUGGUGUGGGAGACCCCGAACCUGGAGAGGGGCUGACGUCUGGGUCUGGACUGGAGCCGCUGACCAGAGCUGGACCAGGCACCGGUGGAGCGGACUGCACAGGCUCCGGACUGGACCCGCUGACCGGAGCUGGACUAAGCACCGGUGGAGCGGACUACUCUGGCUCCGGAGUGGAGCCGCUGACCGGAUCUGGACUGGACCCCGGUGGAGCGGACUGCUCUGGCUCCGGAGUGGAGCAGCUGACCGGAGCUGGAUCAGGCACCGGUGGAGCGGACUGCUCUGGCUCCGGAGUGGAGCCGCUGACCGGAGCUGGACUGGACCCCGGUGAAGCGGAUUUCUCUGGCUCCGGAGUGGAGCAGCUGACCGGAGCUGAACUGGGCACCGGUGGAGCGGACUGCUCUGGCUCCGAAGUGGAGCAGCUGACCGGACCAGGCAACGGUGGAACAGGCACUGGCCGUGCCGGACUGGACACACGCACCACUGGCUUGGUGUGAGGGGUAGGAACAGGCCGGGCCGGGCUGGCGAUGCGCACCACUGGCUUGGUGCGAGGGGCAGGAACAGGCCGGGCCGGGCUGGCGACGCGCACCACUGGCUUGGUGCGAGGGGCAGGAACAGGCCGGACCGGGCUGGCGACGCGCACCACUGGCUUGGUGCGAGGGGCAGGAACAGGCCGGGCCGAGCUGGCGACCCGCACCACUGGCUUGGUGCGAGGGGCAGGAACAGGCCGGACCGGGCUGGCGACGCGCACCACUGGCUUGGUGCGAGGGGCAGGAACAGGCCGGGCCGUGCUGGCAACGCGCACCACUGGCUUGGUGCGAGGGGCAGGAACAGGCCGGGCCGGGCUGGUGACGCGCACCACUCUUGGGUCUCCGUCGUCGGCACUCCUCUUCCCGUGAGGACUCCUCCGGGAGCCCCCACGAGUUAGGGAACAGAACCUCGUCGUCGUCGUCAUCCUCCGACUCCUCAGUAUAAUACUGUUCCCACUCCUCUUCCCAUGGUCGUAGGGACCCAAUCUGAAAACCGACCGGGUGCAGUGGUCGGGGCUCCUCUCUCUCGCUCCCCGACCACACCUUUAGCCCCCCCCAAAAAAAAUGUAUUGGGGCUGUCUCUCGGGCUUCCUCCUCGACCGGCGUCCUCUGCGUUGCCGUUGCACCUCUCCUGCCUGGGUAUCUACCUUCGCCCAUGGCCCUUUCCCCGCAAAUAUCUCCUCCCAUGACCACCAUUUGCCCACCUGUGACAUCGCUAUUCGCUCUUCCUGGGCACGCUGCUUGGUCCUCGUUUGGUGGGAUCUUCUGUCACGUUCGUUUAUAGACGGGUCAGACCAAGGCGCAGCGUGAUAUGCGUACAUGUUUAUUUUAAUGAAUAAACAACCGACAAAAACAAUAAACAAACGAAACGUGAAGUCCAAGGUAGAACACAAAACAUACCUACACGGAACAAGAUCCCACAACCCACUAGUGCCAAUAGGCUGCCUAAGUAUGGUCCCCAAUCAGAGACAACGAGCUACAGCUGCCUCUGAUUGGGAACCACACCGGCCAACAUAGAUCUACACAUAAUAGAAUAUCAACAUAGAAAUACACAACAUAGAACAUACACACCCCGACUCAACAUAUACGAGUCCCCAGAGUCAGGGCGUGACACACAUACACGUGUUUAGCAGAUGUUAUAGCGGGUGUAGCGAAAUGCUUAUGCUUCUAGCUCCGACAGUACAGUAAUAUCUAACAAUUACACAACAUAUACCCAAUACACACAAAAAAGUAAGGAAUUGGAUUUAAGAAUAUAUACAUAUAUGGACAAGCAAUGACAGAGCGGCAUGGACUAAGAUACAGAAGAAUAUUAUAGAAUAGAAUGCAGUAUAUACAUAUGAGAUGAGUAGUGCAAGAUAUGUAAACCUUAUUAAAGUGUCUAGUGUUCCAUUUCUUAAAGUGACCAGUGAUUUCAAUAGGCAGCAGCAGCCUCUAAUGUGCUAGUGAUGGCUAUUUAACAGUCUAAAGGCCUUGAGAUAGAAGCUGUUUUUCAUUCUCUCGGUCCCAGCUUUGAUGCACCUGUACUGACCUCGCCUUCUGGAUGAUAGCGGGGUGAACAGGCAGUGGCUCGGGUGGUUGAUGUCCUCUGGAGAGCCCUGCGGUUGUGGGUGGUGCAGUUGCCGUACCAGGCGGUGAUACAGCCCGACAGGAUGCUGUUUCCUGAAGUCCACGAUCAUCUCCUUUGCUUUGUUGAUGUUGAGUGAGAGGUUAUUUUCCUGGCACCACACUCCCAGAGCCCUCACCUCCUCCCUGUAGGUGGUCUCGUCAUUGUUGGUAAUUAAGCCUACUGCUGUUGUGUCGUCUGCAAACUUGAUGAUUGAGUUAGAGGCGUGCUUGGCCACGCAGUCAUGGGUGAACAGGGAGUACAGGAGCGGGCUGAGCACGCACCCUUGUGGGGCCCCAGUGUUGAGGAUCAGCGAAGUAGAGAUGUUGUUUCCUACCUUCACCACCUGGGGGCGGCCCGUCAGGAAGUCCAGGACCCAGUUGCCCAGGGCAGGGUUCAGACCCAGGGCCUCGAGCUUAAUGAUGAGCUUGGAGGGUACUAUGGUGUUGAAUGCUGAGCUAUAGUCAAUGAACAGCAUUCUUACAUAGGUAUUCCUCUUGUCCAGAUGGGAUAGGGCAGUGUGCAGUGUGAUGGCAAUUGCAUUGUCUGUGGAUCUAUUGGGCGGUAAGCAAAUUGAAUUGGGUCUAGGGUGACAGGUAAGGUAGAGGUGAUAUGAUCCUUGACUAGUUUCUCAAAGCACUUCAUGAUGACAGAGGUGAGUGCUACAGGGCGAUAGUCAUUUAGUUCAGUUACCUUUGCUUUCUUGGGUACAGGAACAAUGGUGGCCAUCUUGAAGCAUGUGGGAACAGCAGACUGGGAAAGGGAGAGAUUGAUAAUGUCCAUGAACACACCAGCCAGCUGGUCUGUUCCACUAAGGUGUUGGGUACAUUACAGUACUUGUAUAAUAAUGGUUGUACUGCCGUGCCACAGUUAAAUGUUCAUAUCACGUGCACAAUCUCGCGUGCACACACACACACACAUUAUUAAUCAGUUUUGGUUGUAUUUGUUCUCCAGGCACCAUCGCUGGGCACUCUGAUGGGGGUGUACCUGCCCUGCAUCCAGAAUAUCUUUGGUGUGAUCCUGUUCCUGCGGAUGACCUGGAUGGUGGGCAUCGGAGGGGUCUUUGGCUCCUUCAUCAUCGUCUUCAUGUGCUGCUCCACGGUGAGUUAAAGCUCUGGGCCAUAUCCUUCUCACACACCCACUCUCUUCUGUUCUCCUCCUUCUCUCAUUCUCUCUUCUCCUCAUCCUCUCUCUCUUUAUAUCACCCUCCAUGUCAGGAAAGCUAUUUUUCUCUUCCAUCCACUCUGUCUCUCUCUUUCCCCUUCUCCCUCCCUUUCUCUAUCCUAAUGUCCAUCAGUGUUAGAAUGGGCACUGUGCCUGCCAGAGCAGAGAGGCCAGUUUGCAGCUCUGAUAAGGAUAUACUUAACACCACUUCCAUUUUAAUUCUGUUUGAUGUUCAAAGCUCUCCCAGUUGAGUAAAUCCUAGUUUAAUCCUAUUUUGACCUGAGGUAGCCCUAAAAGCUUUACAGAAUAUAUUUACUAUUCAUCCCUUCACUUACAGAAAUAGCUAUUAAUUUACAGUGUUGUAUACAGAAGUAUAUUUUGAGAUUCUAUCAAAUUCCGGUUCAUAGUAAUUUCAUAAUUUGCUACUAAAAAUAAUUAUAUAACCCAGAACAACUGUAAUAUAAAUUCCAGAAUGCAUUUAGAAUGUAGAAUUUUAAAAAUAAUCUAAAUGGUGUUCCUUUUGAUUAAUUCUGAUUUGUCUCCCCAAGGGACUAAAAGCUAUACCUCCAAACAAUAGGUGACCACCCUUACCCCCGUCUGUCACAAGACAGGGCGGCAGGUAGCUUAGUGGUUAAGAGCGUUGUGCCAGUAACCGAAAGGUCGCUGGUUCUAAUCCCCGAGCCGACUAGGUGAAAAAUCUGUCGAUGUGCCCUGGAGCAAGGCACUUAACCCUAAUUGCUCCUGUAAGUCACUCUGGAUAAGAGCGUCUGCUAAAUGACUAAAAUGUAAUGUAAAUGUAAGAUCCAGUUAACAAAUGAAGGCUAGCUAGCGCUCUAAGCUGCUAUCAGCUCCAUCACUGCUGAUUACCAUGUCAGCAGCAGUCCUAAAAAAAGUCAGAUACAGCCCGUCUAAUUAAAGGACUGAUCAAACCCCAACAGCUCUGAUUAAGCAGUGAGCUCAGGACUCUAAAGGACUGCUACUGUACCUGGGGCCAUACAUAGAGGUUGUGACCUGGACUCCAGUAGGACCAGUGGGACAUCUGUCCCACCCCAGGGAUAGUUUGGUUAGAUUACUAAUGGACUAGUAGACCCUGAGCAGCAGAUCCUCCUCUUUGUUCUGUGGAGAUCAUUUAGAUAAAGGCAUCUGCAUAAUAGGUUGGGUUUGCUCCUAGCAGAACUUGUCUAGGCGAAGUGAACGUCUGUGCCUUGCAUACUCACUUGAAAAAAGCGGUAAUAGUUUGUCCACCUUGUCGUAACCAGUAUACACUUCCUCAAAAUGGUCAGAAUUAAUCUAAGAUAGCUCAAGAAAUCUGUCAUAAAUGUUGACGUUUUUGCAGAGGAGAUCUUAGUAAUGCAAAUUUUACAUCUAACUAAGAUGUUUGGUGCAGUAUUUCUGAAGUGAAAAAAUGUGUGUGUCAUCUCUCGUUGAAUGACAACAAACACUUCAUUGAAGAAUCCCUACUUUUGACCGAUCACAGACGAAGGGGCGUAGACUUCGGCUACCGAACUUCGGCUUGCCUCGAGAAAAGAUGUAGUGCACACGAACAGGCUAAAAAAACCUUGCCGAAGACCAAAACCGGCACAAUAUGUCGUCAUAAUAUAUGCACAAACUGUUCCGAACUGUUUCAGAUGGGAAGCAUGCGGAUAGACGCCUUUAGAUAGAAAAAACAGCAGGGUUUCACAGGAUGGGACAAGUGCCCGAGCUAUCUGUUAGAGAUUAUAACCCAACACUGAUUUGACUAUUCAUGUAUUCCCUGUAUUGUUCUACUUUGUACCAGACAUGGGUUCAAAUACGUGCAUUUGAGUAUUUGCUAUUUAAAUUACAUUUGAGUAUUUUAAUGGUUAUUUGUCCCCCAAAAAAAUUUUGGGGACUUAUUUCAAAUACUAUUUUCAAAUACCUGGGUUAAAUGCAUGGGAGUGUAUUUGAGUUAGUGUAUUUGAGUAUUUUAAAACACUUUCCAAGUGUAUUUUCAAAUAAAUUAUUAAAUUACUUAUUUUUUCAAAUAAAGGUUAUAUGACUACUUGUUUUGAAAUGACAAAAAAUAUUUGAUUUGAAAAGUAAUUGAAAUACCUGAAAUUGUAUUUGAACCCAGGUCUGCUUUGUACAUGGUUAUCAGUUCACAUCACUGUCAAUUUACAUAUAUCAUGUAUACUCACUUGAGGAGGGGUAACCUGAUCCCAGAUCUGUGCCAACGGGCAACUUCUUCCCGGAGCCUGAUCAUACCACUGUCUGUCUGCCCAGGGAUGCUCAAGGAGCAUGAUUCCCAGUAGAGCAGUCCCAGGGUCCCUGGCCUGCAGCAUCAGAUAACAGUAAAACAAUUAGGGCUAAUCUGUGCUCCUCAGAGAGCAGGGUCACUUCAUUACCAGCUGAUAAGGAGUCUCAUAGCGGCACCACGCCACCACGCCUGUUGGGCUCUGAGAGGGCCCUGUCGACAGUUAAUACUCACCAGAUUACACACACAUGCACGUACACACACACAGCUCCAGGCCUGCCACUGGAAACCCACACUGAAGAGGUAUUGAUUGAGCUCAAUCAUCUCUCUUUAUCGCGUUUGUAAUAUCACUCUCUUUUUGUGUCUCCGUGACUCCUUCUCUCUCCCUGUGUCCUGCGAUCUAUUUUCUUCACUGUAUCUCUCUAUCCAUCUCUUUCCUUUUCUCCAGAUAUCUUCUUCUUUCUCCUUCUGAUUCCUCCCUGAUCUGUUCAGUAUUUGUCUCUAUCUAACCAUUUCUCUCUCUCUCUACAUGACUAACUCUCUUUCUCUGGCCUAACUACUCCUCUCGCUCUUUUAUUUUCAACUCUGACUGUCUCUGUCCUUCUCUCCCUCUCUCUGACACCCCAUUAACUUUCUCUCCUCUGUCCCUUUUUUUUACUGUAACUCUUCCCCUCUCACAGGCACCUGUCUCUCCAUCUCACAGACACCUGUCUCUCCCUCUCACAGACACCUGUCUCUCCCUCUCACAGACACCUGUCUCUCCCUCUCACAGACACCUGUCUCUCCCUCUCACAGACACCUGUCUCUCCCUCUCACAGACAGCUGUCUCUCCCUCUCACACAGACACCUUCUCUCCCUCUCACAACAGCUGUUCUCCUCUCGAACCUGUCUCUCCUCUCACAGACACCUGUCUCUCCCUCUCACAGACACCUGUCUCUCCCUCUCACAGACACCUGUCUCUCCCUCUCCCAGACACCCGUCUCUCCCUCUCCCAGACACCUGUCUCUCCCUCUCACAGGCACCCGUCUCUCCCUUUCACAGGCACCUGUCUCUUCCUCUCACAGACACCUGUCUCUCCCUCUCACAGACACCUGUCUCUCCCUCUCACAGACAGCUGUCUCUCCCUCUCACAGACAGCUGUCUCUCCCUCUCACAGACAGCUGUCUCUCCCUCUCACAGGCACCCGUCUCUCCCUUUCACAGGCACCUGUCUCUUCCUCUCACAGACACCUGUCUCUCCCUCUCCCAGACACCUGUCUCUCCCUUUCACAGACACCUGUCUCUUCCUCUCACAGACACCUGUCUCUCCCUCUCCCAGACACCUGUCUCUCCCUCUCACAGACACCUGUCUCUCCCUCUCAUUCUAAUUCUCUCAUGAUUCAUACUAGCCCUAACUUCUCUCUCUCUCUUUCUCCACUUCCCUCCCUGUCUGUCCCUUUCAUUCUCUCUCCACUCUCCAUUCUCUCCCCCCCUCUCUCGCUCUCUCUCUCUCUCUCUCCUCAUUGUCAUUCUGCCUUGUGGAUUUGUGAAAUGCCCUACCUGCUUCACUGAGCAUUAGCAGAGAUGGACGGUCUGCCUACCCAAACAUAUUUAUUAUGAAUCCUUUAUUUAGCCAAUGCCCUUGGGUCAUCUGGGGCUCUGGGACCCAGUUAAAAGGGCAGAACACACAGGUUGGGUAUAAGUUGGGUAUAAGGUUAUUUACAGGUAGGUUCAUCUGAUCCUAAAUCUAUGGUUAAGGGAAACUUUUAUCUCAAGCCUGCAGAUUGUCCCCACCUUAGAUACUAGAUUGAUAUGAUCUCUAUAUUUUAUUUCUGCCUGGAUGUUGAUUAGAUUGAUGAGGUGUCAGGUUAGUUCAAGGUUGCAACGUAUGUUGUUGUGAUCGAUCAUCUUCCAAAUACACUGAACAAAAAUAUUAACGCAACAUGCAACAAUUUCAAAGAUUUGACUGAGUUACAGUUCAUAUAAGGAAAUCAGUCAAUUUAAAUAAAUUCAUUAGGCCAUAAUCUAUGGAUUUCACAUGACUGGGAAUACAGAUAUGGAUCUGUUUACAUCCCUGUCACAGAUACCUUAAAAAAAAGGUAAGGGAGUAGAUCAGAAAACCAAACAGUAUCUGGUGUGACCACCAUUUGCCUCACACAGCUGGACACAUUUUAGAGUGGCCUUUUAUUGUCCCCAGCACAAGGUGCAUCUGUGUAAUGAUCAUGAUGUUUUAUCAGCUUCUUGAUAUGCCACACCUGUCAGAUGGAUGGAUUAUCUUGGCUAAGGAGAAAUGCUCACUAACAGGGAUGUAAACAAAUUUGUGCACAACAUUUGAGAGAAAUAAGCUUUUUGUGCUUAUGGAACAUUACAGGGAUCUUUUAUUUCAGCUCAUGAAACAUGGGACCAACACUUUACAUGUUGCAUUUAUACACUACAUGACCAAAAGUAUUUGGACACCUGCUCGUCUAACAUCUCAUUCCAAAAACAUGGUCAGUAAUAUGGAGUUGGUCCCCCCUUUGCUGAUAUAACAGCCUCCACUCUUCUGGGAAGGCUUUCCACUAGAUGUUGGAACAUUGCUGCGGGGACUUGCUUCCAUUCAACCAUUCAGGCUGGGCACUGAUGUUGGGCGAUUAGGCCUGGCUCGCAGUCGGCGUUCCAAUUCAUCCCAAAGGUCUUCGAUGGGGUUGAGGUCAGGGCUCUGUGCAGGCCAGUCAAGUUCUUCCACACCGAUCUCGACAAACCCUUUCUGUACGGACCUUUCUUUGUGCACAGGGGCAUUGUCAAGCUAAAACAGGAAAGGGCCUUCCCCAAACUGUUGCCACAAAGUUGGAAGCACAGAAUCGUCUAGAAUGUCAUUGUAUGCUGUAGUGUUAAGAUUUCCCUUCACUGGAACUAAGGGGCCUAGCCCGAACCAGGAAAAACAGCCCCAGACCAUUAUUCCUCCUCCACCAAACUUUACAGUUGGCACUAUGCAUUCAGGCAGGUAGCGUUCUCCUGGCAUCCGCCAAACCCAGAUUCAACCGUCGGACUGCCAGAUGGUGAAGCCUGAUUAAUUACUCCAGAGAACGCGUUUCCACUGCUCCAGAGUCCAAUGGAGGCAAGCUUUAUACCACUCCAGCCGACGCUUGGCAUUGCGCAUGGUGAUCUUAGGCUUGUGUGCGGCUGUUCGGCCAUGGAAACCUAUUAUAUGAAGCUUCCAACGAACAGUUCUUGUGGCAUUGCUUCCAGAGGCCGUUUGGAACUCGGUAAUGAGUGUUGCAACUGAGGACAGAUUAUUUUUACUCGCUACGCGCUUCAGCAUUUGGCAGUCCCGUUCUGUUUGCUUGUGUGGCCUACCACUUUGCAGCUGAGCCGUUGUUGCUCCUAGACGUUUCUACUUCACAUUAACAACACUUACAGUUGACCGAGGAAGCUCUAGCAGGGCAGAAAUUUGACGAACUGACUUGUUGGAAAGGUGGCAUCCUAUGAUGGUGCCACGUUGAAAGUCACUGAGCUCUUCAGUAAGGCCAUUCUACUGCCAAUGAUUGGACAUGGAGAUUGCAUGGCUGUGUGCUCGAUUUUAUACACCUGUCAGUAACGAGUGUGGCUGAAAUAGCCGAAUCCACUAAUUUGAAGGGGUGUCCACAUACUUUUGUAUACACUGUAUAUAGUUUAUUUUUGUUCAGUGUAUAACUAAGAAACUAUUUUGAACCAUCUUCACAAAGUUCAUACUUAAAGUUCAUACGGAAGAAUGGCAUAAGGAUGGAGCAUCACAAACAAUAUAUUAUUAAACUGUUAUACUAAGAAUCAGAACUCUGCAGCUGGUGAAUAAAAUAUAUGUAACUGCUCCUCCAUUUAAAAAAAUAUAGUUUUCUCACCCCACUGACUCUCUCGUCUCAGACCAUGCUGACAGCGAUCUCCAUGAGUGCCAUCGCAACGAAUGGAGUGGUGCCAGGUGAGUGCGUAACACAGUGUGUGCCUUGGUGAGUGUGUAACACAGUGUGUGCCUUGGUGAGUGCGUAACACAGUGUGUGCCUUGGUGAGUGCAUAACAGUGUGUGCCUUGGUGAGUGCGUAACACAGUGUGUGCCUUGGUGAGUGUGUAACACAGUGUGUGCCUUGGUGAGUGCGUAACACAGUGUGUGCCUUGGUGAGUGCAUAACAGUGUGUGCCUUGGUGAGUGCGUAACACAGUGUGUGCCUUGGUGAGUGCGUAACUCAGUGUGUGCCAGGUGAGUGCGUAACACAGUGUGUGCCUUGGUGAGUGCGUAACACAGUGUGUGCCAGGUGAGUGCGUAACACAGUGUGUGCCAGGUGAGUGCGUAACACAGUGUGUGCCAGGUGAGUGCGUAACACUGUGUGCCAGGUGAGUGUGUAACACAGUGUGUGCCAGGUAAGUGCGUAACACAGUGUGGGCCAGGUGAGUGCGUAACACAGUGUGUGCCAGGUGAGUGCGUAACACAGUGUGUGCCAGGUGAGUGUGUAACACAGUGUGUGCCAGGUGAGUGCGUAACACAGUGUGUGUCAGGUGAGUGCGUAACACAGUGUGUGCCAGGUGAGUGUGUAACACAGUGUGUGCCUUGGUGAGUGCGUAACACAGUGUGUGCCUUGGUGAGUGCGUAACACAGUGUGUGCCUUGGUGAGUGCGUAACACAGUGUGUGCCAGGUGAGUGCGUAACACAGUGUGUGCUUUGGUGAGUGCGUAACACAGUGUGUGCCAGGUGAGUGCGUAACACAGUGUGUGCCAGGUGAGUGUGUAACACAGUGUGUGCCAGGUGAGUGUGUAACACAGUGUGUGCCAGGUGAGUGCGUAACACAGUGUGUGCCAGGUGAGUGCAUAACACAGUGUGUGCCAGGUGAGUGCGUGCGUGGGAGGCCUGGGUGCCACAGGGCAAUCCUGUUGUUCUUUUCAUGUCCUCUGAUAUUGCUCAGGUCUGUGGACAGGUAAUGCUUAGUCUCGAAAACCCGACCCUAUGCAACCGUGACUAGGGACUGGUUUCGACGACGGACUCUUUUGACAACUUUGAUGAGAGAAAAAAAUAAUCUGGGGUGGGUGCUCUUCAGACAGAGAAGUCUCCCAACAAAUCACGAGGCAGACAUGCCAGAACCUCACGAUUCAAAGCCAAAGUUUGCAAGCAAAACCUUUGCAGUGGUUUUAGCAAAGGUAGUUGAUGCAAACUAGCCACUUUCGAAAUGCACUCAUUAAAAAUAACCUUUGUGAUCUCCAUCUUGCUAGCUACUAUUUAGUAUUUUAUUGAAGCAGAUAAGGUAAUGACGAAGGCAGUGAGGUAGUUUCUCUAUGCCAAACGGAUGUUCUAUUACAUACAGACGCUGUUAAGACGAGGCAUUUGAAAAUUGUGGGAGGCAACGCGGAUGUCUAGAGAGACUAGGUAAUGCUAGCGUGGCUAAAUCAGAACCACACUGUACUAGCACCCCUUCCAUCACCUGCACAAAGUCAAAGUGUGAAAGUGUGAAACUAUUCUAUUCAGAAACUUAGAAACUAUUCUGUACCUAUCCAUAGAACCAUAAUACUGUGGAGAAAGGCUAUAACUCUUUUCAAGCUCUCUCUAACAUGCCUAAGCAAUGUCUAUGCAGCACUAUCUUUUUGUUUACAAACUACUGCUUCCGCAGAUUCAAGCCCCAAGUCUUUAGACUUUUGUGCAGACCUGGGGUUCAUCUUUGAAGACAACGUUGCAGAGAUAGAGCCAGAGAGGAAUGUCAAUGGUUGUGUUUGUGUGUCUCAGCCGGAGGCUCCUACUACAUGAUCUCCCGUUCCCUGGGGCCUGAGUUUGGCGGAGCUGUCGGAAUCUGCUUCUAUCUGGGGACUACUUUUGCGGGUGCCAUGUACAUCCUUGGUGCCAUCGAACUUCUGCUGGUAAGGAGAGAUGACUGCUAUUAUGUUAUUGUUUUGUUUACUAUCUGUUUUGUAUUCCUCUGUGCCUUUUCCAGCAUUGUAUUUUGGGGCGAGAUCACAACAUUGAUUAGUGCAAAGGGAAGAUGUGCACUCACAUUUCUGUGUUCUUCAGUGUAGAUUGUAAUGCAAGAGAUGAGGAUGCCGAAAGCUACCCAAUAAAUACAAUAAAUUGAAACGCAUUAUGUUGAUAUCUUUUCAUUUUAGACAAAUAUGAAAAGUUGUUGCAAUUCCUGAGUGAUUUUUCCUUAGAGACAUAAUAUCUCAAUUAUCAUAAUUUCAUCCAGCGAUUUUUCCUUAGAGACAUAAUAAUAUCUCAAUUAUCAUGAAUUCAUCCAGCAAGCUGUCACACUCAGAGCUUUAUUUAGAUCAGAUGCUGAAAAUACUAAGUGCAUUUCCUUUCAUAUGCUUGUUCCUUUGUUAGUGCCUUGUCUGUUCUAUCAUCCACCAUCAUAAAAAAAUACAUUAUUCAUUACGUUUCUCUGAUGUCUCCAAUGUUUGAGAUAAUGUCUGAUCUCUCUUCUCACACCCUGUCACUCCCUUCCUCCUUUUUCCCCCUUCCUCCUUUUCUGACGCUUGCUCCCAUUCUCUCCCUCCAUCCUCAUCCCUCCCUCUGUCAUUUUUUAACACACCCUUUCUCUCCCUCAAUCCUAUUCUUACUCUCUCCUCUCUUCCCCUCUCAUUUUCUCUUCCCUUCCCUUUCUCUCUCUCCCUCCAUCUUUCCCUUCUCUAGGUUUACAUCCUUCCCCAGGCGGCCAUUUUUAAGAUGGAGGGGCUAGAAGGGGCUGAUAUGGAGGCAGCGAUGCUGAACAACAUGCGCGUGUACGGCACCAUUGUGCUCAGUUUCAUGGCCACGGUGGUGUUUGUGGGGGUCAAAUAUGUCAACAAGCUGGCUCUAGUCUUCCUGGCGUGUGUCAUUCUGUCCAUCCUGGCUGUUUACGCUGGGGUCAUCAAGACGGCCUUUGAACCCCCUGUUUUCCCGUAAGUCUGACCUGACUGAGCCUUGUGCUCUUUUCUGCUGUUGCUCACUUAAAGACUGAAUCCGCAUUAGGGGAAACAGCGCCACUGUUCGCCCCAGCGCCAUUGUUAUUGUUUUGGUUUUGUUGAUGAAAACGGAGGAGAGAAGCAUUCGUCAUCGUGGGAGAAAGACAAUUGCACUGCAUAUUCUGCAGUCCCAUCACACGUGGAAUAAUGUCCAGGGGGGGGAAAACUGUGUUUGUUGUUUGCAGUAACUUCUUUGUUGUUGUAAUAUACCAAACAGACAUGGGAGUUUGACCAAUUCAGGUUUCCAACUUUAAAGUUGUUAGAGCUUUACAAAAAAAAACUAAACAAAUGUCAUGAUGACCCUGUCUCUGGCCAUGUUUAAUGUUUACUUCAUUUACUCAGUCAAGCCAUGAGACUUGCAUAUUUUGUUAAUUUCUAUGUUAAAUGCUUUCCUAACCUCUAAAUAGACCAGGGGCUGAUGAUGUCUUGUCUGUCCUCCCCCUACAGCGUGUGUAUCCUGGGGAACCGCACUCUGAUCUCCAAGGGAUUUGACGUGUGUGCCAAGGUCAUUGAGAGGGACAACGGCACGGUCACCACCAAGCUGUGGAAGAUUUUCUGCGACUCUGAGUUCCUCAACGCUACCUGUGAUGAGUACUUUGCCAACAACAAUGUUUCUGAGAUCCAGGGCAUCCCAGGGGUCAGUAGCGGCAUACUGGCUGGUAAGAGGUUCACCAUUCAGAACGUAUUGUAAGCUAAUGUAGUCUGUAGUAGAGAGACAUACUGGUACUCCACAAGAGGUAUGUAAUUAUUAUGAUGUUUGUGCAUGUAUUUCUCUCCCUUUCCUUUCUCUCUCUCUCUCUCUCUCUCCUUUCGCUCUCUCUCUCUCCUUUCUUUCCCUCUCCUUUCUCUCUCUCUCACUCUCUUUAUCUCACUCUCACAGAGAACCUGUUUGGUUACUACCUGGAGAAGGGAGACUUCUUGGAGAAGCGGGGGAUCUCAGCCAUGCAGGACCCUGACGCUCCCAUCACCAACUCCAACCGUUACGUCCUGGCUGACAUCACCAGCUUCUUCACCCUGCUGGUGGGGAUCUACUUCCCCUCUGUCACAGGUCAGUCACUGCUGGGGUCACAGGUCAGUCACUGGGUCAAGGGUCAGGAGUCACUGCUGGACUAGGCCAAUCGUAACCCAAAGGGACAGUAUGGGUACGGUAUGGGUACAGGCUUUUGUUUCAGCCAAGCAGUAACAAACCUGAUUAAUCUAAUCACCUAUAUUAAGUUAUUAUAAUUAAAUUAAAAUUUUACCUUAUGAUUUCAAAGUAAAUACUACAUUUAAAAAACCACUGCUCAUAUACUUUGACUAAUACUUUGCACAAGGGCACCCAAGCAAACCAGGGUUAACGGCAGUAUAGGAUUUCUCACAUGAGAAACAUAAUUCCUAUUGUUAUAUCCACUUUAUAGUGACCUGGAAGUCUCUCCACAGUCCCAAAUGCAGAGAGAGAGACAGAGAAAUACUUUCCAGAACUGAUGACACUAGAGGAGCUGAAUAAGGCGAAGUUAGAUAAAGUGGAAUUUCUGCCAAAAACCACAUCAGCGGAAAGUCUGGGGAAUACAUGAGUCACAUUCCCACUAUCAUCCCAGUGGCAUAACCGCCGAAUAAAAUGUCCAUCAGUGGCGGCUCCUGAAAAAAUUCUCAGGAGGGGCAAUUUUUCUGAUGAUUUAGGUGACCUACACACAUUUUUAAAAAGAUAUGUCCAGCAACAACAUGAAGACAGGGGCAGCAUAUAAGUCAAUACCAGAAGCAUUUAUUGACUGAUCUCAAAAGUGUUGGCUUACAAAAGCAAAAUAAGUUAUCACAGUAAAAAUAAUCAAGGGUGUUCUUUCACAUUCCUCAACACUGCAUAAACAAUAUGUAUGGCUUUGUAAAAAUGAACAACCAUAUUCUGGCCAAUUGUAUAGAUUUGUAAAUAUGAACAACCAUAUUCUGGCCAAUUGUAUAGAUUUGUAAAAAUGAACAUGAACAGAUUUUUUAUUUUUUUGAAUGGCAGUACCUUUCAAACAUGUCUGCUUGCAGUAAGGUAGCACUCACAAGGUGGCCAGAGAAAGAUAACCUUUCUUUGGUGUGAUCCAGGAUGGUGUUGCAGACCUCUUCAGACAGCCUCUGCUUCUCCUCUUCUCUCAAAGCUGUUCUGGGUCUUUUGGCUCCUGUUGCUUCUUGCAGCUGCUGUUGAGAGGAGUCCCUGAAGGCAAACAGACCAAUGUGUUUGUUGGCUUUGUACAGUAUUGUUGUCUAUGUGAUGCACAGGUAUAUGCAAUGUAUCCAUGUAUAGUACAAAUACUUCAGUUCCACUUAAAAUGGGCAGGGAUGCAUAAAGUCUUUAGUGUUUAAGUUAGCCUUUGUGUCUCACAUAGCCUGGAUGUUCAGCACAGUAUACAGUGGUGCUCAUAAGCUUAUGAUCCCAUGCUAAAGUUGACUAAAAAGAGGAAUAAAAAAUAAAAUAAAAUUGGUGUCCUUAAAGGUUGGAUUUUCCAACUUUUUUAAUUAAGUCAUUAAGAUCAAUUUCCAAAAGAUUAUUUUUUUAUUUUUUUAUUCCUCUUUUUAGUCAGCUUUAGAAUGUGUUCAUACACUUAUGAGCACCACUGUACAGUACACAUAGUAUAUAAAAUAAGAUAGAUUACACCACUGGCCAUAUAUAAUGAGAAUAAUGUAAUUUCAAACACAAAUGCAGUCUCCUUUCAUGCAUACAUUUUCAAAUAAAGCUCUGCUUUGAGAAAGAUCGAAUGAUAUUGUUUAAUCUUUAUCUUACCUUAUGGCCUGCACACUGCUUGCGAAGCUGUCGAGGGCACGUUUGAUAAAGACAGCAUCGAUGUCCUUCUUCUGUAGCUUCUGGUACGGUGGGCUGGUCAAAUGAACCCAAUGAACCCGUCCGGAUGGCUUCAAAACAUUCUAUGAGGUCGUCUCGAUUCUCGUAGACAGUGUUCACGACUCUGCUGUUGCUAACCUCAUCGUUGUGGCGGCGGACAGCUAGCCUGUAUCCCUCAUCCAGUUGAGUGGCAAUAUUCACUCUCACCAAAGCAGACAAUCUCAAACAGCUAUCAAUGUGGGUCUUUGACAGCUCAUUUUUCUUAAUCUUUUCUGAAAGAUGGUGCAUGUCGGUUACACCAGUCGCUGUCCAAGCGUUGCUGUCUGCCGUUCAUGGUUACGUUACGUUACGUAUGACGAAAGCGCGUAAGUGCAAGCCCUCAGACACCCAUAGAGAAUGUAUUGAAAGCUCAGAAAUUUGAAAAAAAAAUAUUUUACAUUAGAGGCUAUGAGAGACUUCUGGGCGAUUUUCAACCUGACUGAAAUCGCCCCAAAACGGGCGGGGACAUUUGAAGCACGACUUUAGCCUGAUUGGACAUUUAGUGGCUGGCAGAUCAAACGUGAACACUGAACUACUGUUGCCGUGAUAUAAUUGAUUAGAAAAAAAAUCCCUUCCUUUUCCCGUUUGGCAGUGCGUCGCCCAUAUCGCCCUAUUGAACACACCGCCCAUGAUGUCCAUUGUGUACGAUCAUUUGCUCUGUGACAUUAGGAUUAUCAUGUUUUGUGAGAGCUGCUGUUGGGGAUGUAAAAUGGUUUGUUGAACACAGCACCAGUUUGCUGGAUCGUAAAAACAACAAACAAAAAAACACAGUUGCUAUUACAAGUAAAAUAUGAGUUUUGUUUAGGUUGCUAAUCGAAAAUGCUGUUUGUUUUUUUGUUGGGCCUCCACUAUUUCACUUUCAGAAAGCACUUCCUUGCUAGCACAGUAAAAAUAAAUAAAAUAAAUAAGUUUAAAAAAACGUGUGAAACAGAGUGUGAAGGAUGGGAAUUCUUCCUAUUUGAUCCUGUUUCUCCCCCCCCCCCCUCCCCCCCUCCCCCUCUCUUCUGUCCCUCUGCCUCCCAGGCAUCAUGGCUGGCUCUAACCGCUCUGGAGACCUGCGCGAUGCCCAGAAGUCCAUCCCCAUAGGCACCAUAGCAGCCAUUACCACUACUUCUAUAGUGUGUAUCCUUUACUACAGUAAAUACUGACAGUCUUACUGGAGCGGUCCGUGGUGCUGAAAUCUGUUUUUUUUACCUUCUCUGGGACUACUGAUGAAAAUACGCUGGAAUGUUACCUAUAAUAUGUGUGAUGUUUGUAUAGAUAAUAUGAAGCAUUUGAUCCUUCAUUUAGGUUUAGGUUUUGUAAAUGCUUAACGUUUUUUGGGAGACAUUUUGUACUAAAGCCUGUAGGUACAGUGUAUGUGUAUUUUUUUCUUUUUUUAUUAUGGAUCCCCAUUAGCUGUUGCCAAGGCAGCAGCUACUCUUCCUGGGGUCCAGCUAAAUUAAGGCAGUUAUAUACAAUUAAAAAUACAUUUCAUAACACUUUUCACAACGCAUUAAGUGUGUGCUCUCAGGUCACUACUCUACUUCUACAUAUCUACAAUACAAAAUCCAUGUGUAUGUGUGUGUAGAGUGUGUGUGUUAGCAUGUCUAUGUGUAUGCCUGUGUCUGUGCCUGUGUGUGUGUCUCUUUACAGUCCCCGCUGUUCCGUAAGGUGUAUUUGUAUCAGUUUUUAGAAAAUCUGAUUCUACUGCUUGCAUCAGUUACUUGAUGUGGAAUAGAGUUCCAUGUAGUCAUGGCUCUAUGUAGUACUGUGCGCCUCCCAUAGUCUGUUCUGGACUUGGGGAUUGUGAAGAGACCUCUGGUGGCAUGUCUUGUGGGGUAUGCAUGGGUGUCCGAGCUGUGUGCUAGUAGUUUGAACAGACAGCUUGGUGUAUUCAACAUGUCAAUACUUCUUACAAAAACAAGUAGUGAUGAUGUCAAUCUCUCCUCUACUUUAAGCCAUCAGAGACUGACAUACAUAUUGUUAAUGUUAGCUCUCCAUGUACAUUUAAGGGCCAGUCCUUCUUUCUGGCACCUGACCACACGACUGGACAGUAAGUCCAGGUGAGACAAAACUAAGGCCUGUAGGACCUGCCUUGUUGAUAGUGUUGUUAAGAAGGCAGAGCAGCGCUUUAUUAUAGACAGACCUCUCCCCAUCUUAGCUACUGUUGCAUCAACAUGUUUUGACCAUGACAGUUUACAAUCCAGGGUUACUCCAAGCAGUUUAGUCACCUCAACUUGCUCAAUUUCCACAUUAUUCAUUACAAGAUUUAGUUGAGGUUUAGGGUUUAGUGAAUGAUUUGUAUCAAAUACAAUGCUUUUAGUUUUAUAAAUAUUUAGGACUAACUUAUUUCUUGCCACUCAUUCUGAAAUGGACUGCAGCUCUUUGUUAAGUGUUGCAGUAAUUUCACUCGCUGUAGUAGCUGACAUGUAUUGUGUUGAGUCAUCCGCAUACAAAGACACACUGGCUUGACUCAAAGCCAGUGGCAGGUCAUUAGUAAAGAUUUAAAAAUGUAAGGGGCCUAGACAGCUGCCCUGGGGAAUUCCUGAUUCUAACUGGAUGAUGUUGGAGAGGCUUCCAUUAAAGAACACCCUCUGUGUUCUGUUAGACAGGUAACUCUUUAUCCACAAUAUAGCAGGGGGUGAAAAGCCAUAACACAUACGUUUUUACAGCAGCAGACUAUGAUCGAUAAUGUCUAAAGCCGCACUGAAGUCUAACAAAAUAGCUCCCACAAUCUUUUUAUCAUCAAUUUCUCUCAGUCACUUCACGGAAUUCAAAAUUACAAUGCUUGUCUUUCAUAAUUUGGUCAGUUAUACUUGGAUGUGUAGUGUCGGCAUUGGUUGCUGGCAUGUCAUGCCUAAGUUUGCUAAUCUUGCCAAUGAAAAAAUCAUUAAAAUAGUUGGCAAUAUCAGUGGGUUUUGUGAUGAAUGAGUCAUCUGAUUCAAUUAAUGAUGAGCUGAGUUUGCCUUUUUGCCCAAAAUGUCAUUUAAAGUGCUCCAAAGCUUUUUACUAUCAUUCUUUAUAUCAUGUAUCUUUGUUUCAUAGUGUAGUUUCUUCAUCUUUUUAUUCAGUUCAGUCACAUGAUUUCUCAAUUUGCAGUUUGUUUUUUGUGCAGACAGACUUACAGUGGGGAAAAAAAGUAUUUAGUCAGCCACCAAUUGUGCAAGUUCUCCCACUUAAAAAGAUGAGAGAUGCCUGUCAUUUUCAUCAUAGGUACACGUCAACUAUGACAGACAAAUUGAGAAAAGAAAAUCCAGAAAAUCACAUUGUAGGAUUUUUUAUGAAUUUAUUUGCAAAUUAUGGUGGAAAAUAAGUAUUUGGUCACCUACAAACAAGCAAGAUUUCUGGCUCUCACAGACCUGUAACUUCUUCUUUAAGAGGCUCCUCUGUCCUCCACUCGUUACCUGUAUUAAUGGCACCUGUUUGAACUUGUUAUCAGUAUAAAAGACACCUGUCCACAACCUCAAACAGUCACACUCCAAACUCCACUAUGGCCAAGACCAAAGAGCUGUCAAAGGACACCAGAAACAAAAUUGUAGACCUGCACCAGGCUGGGAAGACUGAAUCUGCAAUAGGUAAGCAGCUUGGUUUGAAGAAAUCAACUGUGGGAGCAAUUAUUAGGAAAUGGAAGACAUACAAGACCACUGAUAAUCUCCCUCGAUCUGGGGCUCCACGCAAGAUCUCACCCCGUGGGGUCAAAAUGAUCACAAGAACAGUGAGCAAAAAUCCCAGAACCACACAGGGGGACCUAGUGAAUGACCUGCAGAGAGCUGGGACAAAUAAUAAUAAUAAUAAUAAUAUGCCAUUUAGCAGACGCUUUUAUCCAAAGCGACUUACAGUCAUGCGUGCAUACAUUUUUUGGACAAAAGUAACAAAGCCUACCAUCAGUAACACACUCCGCCGCCAGGGACUCAAAUCCUGCAGUGCCAGACAUGUCCCCCUGCUUAAGCCAGUACAUGUCCAGGCCCGUCUGAAGUUUGCUAGAGUGCAUUUGGAUGAUCCAGAAGAGGAUUGGGAGAAUGUCAUAUGGUCAGAUGAAACCAAAAUAGAACUUUUUGGUAAAAACUCAACUUGUCGUGUUUGGAGGACAAUGAAUGCUGAGUUGCAUCCAAAGAACACCAUACCUACUGUGAAGCAUGGGGGUGGAAACAUCAUGCUUUGGGGCUGUUUUUCUGCAAAGGGACCAGGACGACUGAUCCGUGUAAAGGAAAGAAUGAAUGGGGCCAUGUAUCGUGAGAUUUUGAGUGAAAACCUCCUUCCAUCAGCAAGGGCAUUGAAGAUGAAACGUGGCUGGGUCUUUCAGCAUGACAAUGAUCCCAAACACACCGCCUGGGCAACGAAGGAGUGGCUUCGUAAGAAGCAUUUCAAGGUCCUGGAGUGGCCUAGCCAGUCUCCAGAUCUCAACCCCAUAGAAAAUCUUUGGAGGGAGUUGAAAGUCCGUGUUGCCCAGCGACAGCCCCAAAACAUCACUGCUCUAGAGGAGAUCUGCAUGGAGGAAUGGGCCAAAAUACCAGCAACAGUGUGUUAAAACCUUGUGAAGACUUACAGAAAACGUUUGACCUGUGUCAUUGCCAACAAAGGGUAUAUAACAAAGUAUUGAGAAACUUUUGUUAUUGACCAAAUACUUAUUUUCCACCAUAAUUUGCAAAUAAAUUAAUAAAAAAUCCUACAAUGUGAUUUUCUGGAUUUGUUUUCCUCAUUUUGUCUGUCAUAGUUGACGUGUACCUAUGAUGAAAAUUACAGGCCUCUCUCAUCUUUUUAAGUGGGAGAACUUGCACAAUUGGUGGCUGACUAAAUACUUUUUUUCCCCACUGUAUUUGCCAUUCCUUUUGCCUCAUCCCUCUCAAUCAUACAAUUUUUCCAUUCCUUAUCAAUCCACAGGCAUUUAACCAUUUUUACAGACAUUUUCUUAAUGGAUGCAUGCUUAUUCGUAACUGGAAUAAGCAAUUUCAUAAAUGUGUCAAGUGCAGCGUCCUGUUGCUCCUCAUUGUGUAUUGUGUGUAUUGUGAGGUCUGUGUGUGUAUUGUGAGGUCUGUGUGUGUAUUGUGAGGUCUGUGUGUGUGUUCCUUCACUGCUCCUCUCAGACAUGUCUGCCGUGGUCCUGUUUGGGGCCUGUAUUGAAGGGGUGGUCCUGAGGGACAAGUGAGUUAUUUCUAUUCCACUCUACAUCCACUUCCUGUAUUACUAUAGCUAGCAUCGCUGCCUCGUGAGUCUUGCCCAUCUCAAAAUCAAUACUCUCCCACUGUGGUCCUCUGUAGCUCAGCUGGUAGAGCACGGCGCUUGUAACGCCAAGGUAGUGGGUUCGAUCCCCGGGACCACCCAUACACAAAAAUGUAUGCACACACGACUGUAAGUCGCUUUGGAUAAAAGCGUCUGCUAAAUGGCAUAUUAUUAUUAUUAUUAUUAUAAUUGUCCAUGUAAUCAGAUGCAACACAUAGAAAAACAAAUAAUACUCAAAGAACUUGAUUGAGAAUGCAAAAUAGUUGUGCGCACUGAAUUUGUGCCGCAAUGGACAGUGGACGAGGCCAGUUGUUAUGGCAAAAACACUCAAUGAAAAAGGCAACUUAUAUCUGUCUCUCUGACUUCAGGUUUGGUGAGGGGGUGGAUGGUAACCUUGUGAUUGGUACCCUGGCGUGGCCUUCACCAUGGGUGAUCGUGAUUGGUUCCUUCUUCUCCACCUGUGGGGCGGGGCUUCAGAGUUUGACUGGCGCGCCACGCCUCCUGCAGGCCAUCUCCCGCGAUGGCGUCAUCCCUUUCCUUAAAGUGAGUAAACACACACACACACUCACACACAUACACACACACUUGCACUAUCUACUUCGUGGAGUGGUCAAUCAGUGGACAUUGGUAAUUAUCUGUAUAGAUUAUACUGCAUACUAUUACCAGAACCACUGCUUCUACUGUUCUAAUACCAUCAAGACAAUUUCUCUGUUUGUUCAGAGCAAUGUAGGUCCACUCUCGUCAAAUAGCCCUCAAGUGUGUCGGGGCUAGCAGUGAUUACUAAUGCAUGGUCCUACUAUAGUCCAGGCUCAGGUUGACUUGCUGUGACAGGAGCUGUCUGUCCCCCUCACUGAUUAAAUGAGGAACAGUGACCCAGACUGAGCAGACAUGUCUAACGUGUGAUAACGGGACAAUAGGGACGAUAGUGAUUAAUCAUCCUGCAGCAAGGACCAGUGUGACCUGAAUGAGAGGACGAGAAGGGCUGAAACUCCUGCAGUCCACUCAACUUUAUACUACAAUGUGCUGUGCUAUAGGUUCAGGUGUGCGUGUGUGCGUGCAUGCAGGUGUGGGUGUAUGUGUGUGUGUGAGUGUGUUAAUAGUUCAUUUAUCACUGUUGUGCGUUGUCUGUAGGUGUUUGGGCAUGGCAAGGCCAACGGGGAGCCUACCUGGGCCCUGCUCCUCACAGCCAGUAUCUGUGAGAUCGGCAUCAUCAUCGCCUCUCUGGACGCUGUUGCCCCCAUCCUCUCCAUGUAAGACAACUACACAUCUAAUAUACAGUUGAAGUCGGAAGUUUACAUACACCUUAGCCAAAUACAUUUAAACUCAGUUUUUCACAAUUCCUGACAUUUUAUCCUAGUAAAAACUCCCCGUCUUAGGUCAGUUGGGAUCCCCACUUUAUUUUAAGAAUGUGAAAUGUCAGAAUAAUAGUAGAGAUAAUGAUUUAUUUCAGCUUUUAUUUCUUUCAUCGCAUUCCCAGUGGGUCAGAAGUUUACAUACACUCAAUUAGUUUUUGGUAGCAUUGCCUUUAAAUGGUUUAACUUGGGUCAAACGUUUCGAGUAGCCUUCCACAAGCUUCCCACAAUAAGUUGGGUGAAUUUUGGCCCAUUCCUCCUGAUAGAGCUGGUGUAACCGAGUCAGGUUGGUAGGCCUCCUUGCUCGCACACGCUUUUUCAGUUCUGCCCACAAAUGUUCUAUAGGAUUGAGGUCAGGGCUUUGUGAUGGCCACUCCAAUACCUUGACUUUGUUGUCCUUAAGCCAUUUUGCCACAACUUUGGAAGUAUGCUUGGGGUCAUUGUCCAUUUGGAAGACCCAUUUGCGACCAAGCUUUAACUUCCUGACUGAUGUCUUGAGAUGUUGCUUCAAUAUAUCCACAUAAUUUUCCUUCCUCAUGAUGCCAUCUAUUUUGUGAAGUACACUAGUCCCUCCUGCAGCAAAGCACCCCCACAGCAUGAUGCUGCCACCCCCGUGCUUCACGGUUGGGAUGGUGUUCUUUGGCUUACAAGCCACCCACUUUUUCCUCCAAACAUAACGAUGGUCAUUAUGGCCAAACAGUUCUAUUUCUGUUUCAUCAGACCAGAGGACAUUUCUCAAAAAAGCGCAAUCUUUGUCCCCAUGUGCAGUUGCAAACCGUAGUCUGGCUUUUUUAUGGCGGUUUUGGAGCAGUGGCUUCUUCCUUGCUGAGCGUCCUUUCAGGUUAUGCCGAUAUAGGACUUGUUUUACUGUAGAUAUAGAUACUUUUGAACCUGUUUCCUCCAGCAUCUUCACAAGGUCCUUUGCUGUUGUUCUGGGAGUACGUUAAUCUCUAGGAGACAGAAUGCGUCUCCUUCCUGAGCGGUAUGACGGCUGCGUGGUCCCAUGGUGUUGAUCCUUGCAUACUAUUGUUUGUACAGAUGAACGUGGUACCUUCAGGUGUUUGGAAAUUGCUCCCAAGGAUAAAACAGACUUGUGGAGGUCUACAAUUAUUUUUCUGAAGUCUUGGCUGAUUUCUUUUGAUUUUCCCAUGAUGUCAAGCAAAGAGGUAGGCCUUGAAAUACAUCCACAGGUACACCUCCAAUGGACUCAAAUGAUGUCAAUUAGCCUAUCAGAAGCUUCUAAAGCCAUGACAUAAUUUUCUGUAAUUUUCCAAGCUGUUUAAAGGCACAGUCAACUUAGUGUAUGUAAACUUCUGACCCACUGGAAUUGUGAUACAGUGAAUUAUAAAUUAAAUAAUCUGUCUGUAAACAAUUGAUGGAAAAAUUACUUGUCAUGCACAAAGUAGAUGUCCUAACCAACUUGCCAAAACUAUAGUUUGUUAACAAGAAAUGUGUGGAGUGGAUGAAAAAUGAGUUUUAAUGACUCCAACCUAAGUGUAUGUAAACUUCGGACUUCAACUGUAUACUCUGCUUCCCCUGAACACACUAUGGAGAUGGUUAUGUCUUGGUAGCAAGUAUAGGUUGUUCUGAGUUCUUCUUUCUCUCUCUGUGUAGGUUCUUCUUGAUGUGCUACAUGUUUGUCAACCUGGCCUGUGCCCUGCAGACUCUGCUGAGAACCCCCAACUGGAGGCCUCGCUUCAAGUUCUACCACUGGUGAGUUAAUGUCACGCUCGUCGAUGAGAGAGGACCAAGGCGCAGCGUUACGAGCGAACAUAUUUAUUAUUUAAACGUACACACGAACAAAACAACGAAAACGUGACGUCUAUGGUACAACAUGAAACCACACGAACAAAAUCCCACAAACACAAGGUGAACACAGACAGUUUAAAUAUGGCUCCCAAUCAGAGAUAACGAGCCGACAGCUGACACUCGUUACCUCCGAUUGGGAGUCAUUGACCAAAUAAGGGAAACACAAAACCAAUGACCACCCAACCAAACAAAACCCAACCAAAACGAACACACCCUGGCUCAAAAUACAAAGUCCCGGAGCCAGAGCGUGACAGUACCCCCCCCUAAAGGCGCGGACUGCGACCGCGCCUCAAAACCCCAAAUAGGGGAGGGCUGGGUGGGUGUUGCUCCUCGGAGGCGGCUCCGGCUCCGGGCUUGACCACCACCCUACUUCAAUCCCCGCAUAACGGCCCCGAUCCGAUCUGACCCAGCUGGCUGGAUCAGGACUGACGACGCGCACCCCUGGCUUAGCGCGUGAGGCAGGAACGGACCGGACCUGGCUGACGAUACGCACCCUAGGCUUGGUGCGUGGAGCCGGAACGGACCUCACCAGGCUGACGACUCGCAUCCCUGGCUUGGUGCGAGUAGCAGGAAUGGGCUGGACCGGGCUGACGACUCGCACCCUUGGCUUGGUGCGAGUAGCAGGAACGGGCUGAACCAGGCUGACGACUCGCACCCUUGGCUUGGUGCGAGUAGCAGGAACGGGCUGAACCAGGCUGACGACUCGCACCCUUGGCUUGGUGCGAGUAGCAGGAACGGGCUGGACCAGGCCGACGACUCGCAUCCCUGGUUUGGUGCGAGUAGCAGGAACGGGUUGAACCAGGCUGGCGACUCGCACCCCUGGUUUGGUGCGAGUGGCAGGAACAGGCCGAGCUGGGCUGGCGACGCACCCCGUAGGCUUUGUGCGUGGAGCAGGAACAGGCCGAGCUGGGCUGGCGACGCGCACCACAGACUCGGUGCGGAGCGCAGGAACGUGCCGGGCUGGGCUGGCGACGCGCACCACAGACUCGGUGCGGAGCGCAGGAACGGACCGGGCUGGGCUGUCGACGCACACCGUAGGUUUGGUGCGGGGAGCAGGAAUAGACCGGACCGUACUGGGGACACACACCACUGGCUCUACACCGGGAUCUGGAACGGCCCGGACCGGACUGGCAACACACGCCAGUACCUCUCGCCGUGCCUCUACACCUACCAUCCCCUCUUCUACCAGUGGCCCCCGUAACCUGGCGGCCUCCUCUGCAACCCCGCUGGACCGCUCCAUAGCGGCCUCCUGCUGCCCCGACGUCGUGAGCCCCCCCCUAAAAAUUUUCUGGGGGUCUCUCCAGGCCUCCAACAUUCUCUCCCAUCUCUCGCUCCUCUGUCUCCAACCCUCUUCACUUAGCUCCUCCAUGGGCUUGACCCAAUCGAAGCUGCCACGGAGAUCUAUUAGCGAUGGCUCUUGGACACGCUGCUUGGUCUGGUCUUGGUGGGAUUUUCUGUCACGCUCGUCGAUGAGAGAGGACCAAGGCGCAGCGUUACGAGCGAACAUAUUUAUUAUUUAAACGUACACACGAACAAAACAACGAAAACGUGACGUCUAUGGUACAACAUGAAACCACACGAACAAAAUCCCACAAACACAAGGUGAACACAGACAGUUUAAAUAUGGCUCCCAAUCAGAGAUAACGAGCCGACAGCUGACACUCGUUACCUCCGAUUGGGAGUCAUUGACCAAAUAAGGGAAACACAAAACCAAUGACCACCCAACCAAACAAAACCCAACCAAAACGAACACACCCUGGCUCAAAAUACAAAGUCCCGGAGCCAGAGCGUGACAGUUAAACAACUCAACAUAGAAGACAUAGCUCUCAAUCUUAGCCAUGGGAUCAUCGCCAAAGAGCGCCGCUUAGCUAAUAUUUUCAGGUGUGAAACAGUCUACUAUAGCAUUUGUGUUUUGCACUGGAUAACAGGCCAGACCAAGUAGGUUCCUGUUAGGAAGCUGUUAUUUACCUGAGUAGUCUGCCAGAGACACUGUGGGAAUCUGGAGCCUGUCUUAGUCUAUAAUGAUCCUCUAUUGGCUCGAACGCAACAACAGCAGACAGAGAGACAAGAUAUCCUGUCUCCAAUCUGUGACCAUUAUUAUAAAUCCUUGAGUGGUGUGACUGUCGCAGCAACAAGCAACAGACUGAGGAUUUAACUUCCUGUCCCUCUCCCCCACAGGGCUCUCUCCUUCCUGGGCAUGAGCUUGUGUCUGUCACUCAUGUUCAUCUGUUCCUGGUACUACGCCAUUGUUGCCAUGGUGAUCGCUACCUGCAUCUACAAAUACAUUGAGUUCGCUGGGUGAGUGAGCUUCCAACCUUGGACUACAAAGCAGAAAAAAUAAUAUAUAUAUACACACACUACCAGUCAAAAGUUUGGACACACCUACUCAUUCAAGGGUUUUUCUUUAUUUUUACAAUUUUUUAUAUUGUAGAAUAAUAGUGAAGACAUCAAAACUAUGAAAUAACACAUGGAAUCAUGUAGUAACCAAAAAAGUGUUAAACAAAUCAAAAUAUAUUUUAUAUUUGAGAUUCUUCAAAUAGCCACCCUUUGCCUUGAUGACAGCUUUGCACACUCUUGGCAUUCUCUCAACCACCUUCAUGAGGUAGUCACCUGGAAUGCAUUUCAAUUAACAGGUGUGCCUUCUUAAAAGAUAAUUAUUGGAAUUUAUUUCCUUCUUAAUGCGUUUGAGCCAAUCAGUUGUGUUGUGACAAGGUAGCGGUGUUAUACAGAAGAUAGCCCUAUUUGGUAAAAGACCAAGUACAUAUUAUGGCAAGAACAGCUCAAAUAAGCAAAGAGAAACGACAGUCCAUCAUUACUGUAAGACAUGAAGGUCAAUACGGAACAUUUCAAGAACUUUGAAAGUUUCUUCAAGUGCAGUCGCAAAAACCAUCAAGCGCUAUGAUGAAACUGUCUCUCAUGAGGACCACCACAGGAAUGGAAGACCCAGAGUUACCUCUGCUGCCAAGGAUAAGUUCAUUAGAGUUACCAGCCUCAGAAAUUGCAGCCCAAAUAAAUGCUUCACAGAGUUCAAGUCACAGACACAUCUCAACAUCAACUGUUCAGAAGGAACUGUGUGAAUCAGGCCUUCAUGGUCGAAUUGCUAAAAAGAAACCACUACUAAAGGACACCUAUAAGAAGAAGAGACCUGCUUGGGCAAAGAAACACGAGCAAUGCACAUUAGACUGGUGGAAAGUUGUCCUUUGGUCUGGAGUCUAAAUUGGAGAUUUGUGGUUCCAACCGCCGUGGCUUUUCUUUUUGUAGGGGGUAGAUCAGCUUUAAUAUUGCAGAUAGAUUGUAACUUCCAUCAAUGUAAUUGUCUGCAUCACUUCCAGUGUGACUUGAAUGAGAGGACGAGAGGGGAUGAGACGCGGUGUGUUUGAACGGAUGAUCUCUGCAUGUGUAUUUUGUUGAAGUCAGCUCCGUAAAGGACACCUAUAAGAAGAAGAGACCUGCUUGGGCCAAGAAACACGAGCAAUGGACAUUAGACUGGUGGAAAGUUGUCCUUUGGUCUGGAGUCGGCUAGUUCCCACCGUAAAGCAUGAAGGAGGAGGUGUUAUGGUGUGGGGGUGCCAGCAUGGCUACCACAGCAUUCUGCAGCGAUAUGCCAUCCCAUCUGGUUUGGGCUUAGUGGGACUAUCAUUUGUUUUUCAACAGGACAAUGACCCAACACACCUCCAGGCUGUGUAAGGGCUAUUUUACCAAGAAGGAGAGUGAUUGAGUGCUGCAUCAGAUGACCUCUCCUCCACAAUCCCCCGACCUAAACCCAAUUGAGAUGGUUUGGGAUGAGUCUGACGGCAGAGUGAAGGAAAAGCAACCAACAAGUGCUAAGCAUAUGUGGGAACUCCUUCAAGACUGUUGGAAAAGCAUUCCAGGUGAAGCUGGUUGAGAGAAUGCCAAGAGUGUUCAAUGCUGUCAUCAAGGCAAAGGGUGGCUAUUUGAAGAAUCUCAGAUAUAAAAUAUAUUUUGAUUUGUUUAACACUUUUUUGGUUUCUAAAUGAUUCCAUGUGUUAUUUCAUAGUUUUGAUGUCUUCACUAUUAUUCUACAAUGUAGAAAAUAGUAAAAAAUAAAGAAAAACCCUUGAAUGAGUAGGUGUGUCCAAACUUUUGACUGGUACUGUAUAUGCCUUCAAAUUGGGGGGUUUCCCAGAGCCAAGACCCAUGACAGACUUGGCUGAGUCUAGAGAGAAAUGCGGUCUUUCUCUGUUUUCUUUGCAAUUUAUCCUGAUUCUGUUGGCAGAGGGUUAUCAAGUUGUAUUAGCUUAGGGACACUGAUUCAUGUGGCUGCUUUGAGAAAAACACAGGGAGUAUACAUUAAUGUACCAGCACUCUUGUUAUUCUCACACAUGAGCUAUCAAAAAAUAUAUGUUAAUGAAAUGUAAAUCAAACUGGAGAUUUUCAAAUACAAUGGUUAAACACUGUUGGGAUGUUCUCAUGUUCACACUCACAGGCUAUUAAACACACAUACUAAGCAUCAGUGAACAUUUCAGUUCAUUGAUGGUUAAUUGGCUCGAACUCUCUGCUCGGUGGUGUGUGACAGGGCGGAGAAGGAGUGGGGAGAUGGUAUACGUGGCAUCUCACUCAGCGCUGCUCGCUUCGCCCUCAUGAGACUGGAGGAGGGACCGCCUCACACCAAGAACUGGAGGUCAGUGAGUCACAGAGAGGGGUACUCACAACUACAAGAUACACUGAUAUUAUUAUGCAAGCUUUAGUCAUCAUCUGUAUCAUACUGAACUCAAGGGAAAUGUAUUGAUUAUAUUGAAAUUUGAUAUCAUGAAAUGUAAAAACAGACAUUACAUCAACAGGCCAUGUCUAUAGUAUUUCUGCCCGGUUUCCAGCUUUAGUCUCUCUGUAAAUCUGAAUGUGACUGAUUGUUGAUAUUCUUGCUUGUUAGGCCUCAGAUUAUGGUUCUGGUGAGUGUGGAUUCAGAACAGAAUGUGGAGCAGCCCCGUCUGCUGUCCCUGACCAAUCAGCUGAAAGCAGGAAAAGGCCUAACCAUCGUGGGUACCUCAGUGGUGGGCACCUUCCUCAACAACCAUGCAGAGGCCCAGAAGGCAGACCAGGUCAGUACUGUCUGAGACACACACACACACACACACACACACACACACACACACACACAAACACACUGAUGAAUAAUUGAUGAAUCAUUUAUAACACCCUGGUCUCUGCCCAUGCCCUUCUCCCACUGUGUGCUCCAGUCUCUGAGGAAGCUGAUGGAGACAGAGAAGGUGAAGGGUUUCUCCCAGGUGGUGAUCUCCUCCAACCUGAGGGAUGGAACCUCCCACCUGAUCCAGGUCGGGGGGCUGGGAGGCCUGAAGCACAACACUGUGCUGGUCAGCUGGCCACGCACCUGGAAACAGGCAGAGGACAACCUGCGCUUCAGGAACUUCAUCGGUGAGUUACAGAGGUGGUCAGAGGGGAGGUUUUUCAUUAUGCUAAGUAUGCUUUGGGAAGGCUUUUGGGUGCUAUCCUCAUUAUAUGCUAACUAAUGUUCAACACCUCUGCAGAGGUGGUUAGGGAGACGACUGCAGCCAGCAUGGCUCUGUUGGUCCCUAAGAACAUCGCUGCCUACCCGUCAAACGGAGAGCGCUUCACUGAAGGCCACAUUGAUGUGUGGUGGAUCGUCCAUGAUGGAGGCAUGCUGAUGCUGCUGCCCUUCCUUCUCCGCCAGCACAAGGUGGGAUCCCACUUUGGGAUUUGGAGAGAUAACACGUUUUUCAGUGUUUGUUAUUGAGCGAUCAGCCAUAGACUUCCUUGCUUUGACAGGUUUGGAGGAAGUGUAAGAUGCGUAUCUUCACCGUGGCCCAAAUGGACGACAACAGCAUCCAGAUGAAGAAAGACCUGAUCACCUUCCUGUAUCACCUGCGUAUCGAUGCCGAGGUCGAGGUGGUGGAAAUGGUGAGACAAAAACGUUUGAUUUUUUAAAACUGAUAUGCUCCAUAAGGUGAUUUGUUGGUGAGAGCAAUGGCAGUUCAGUCAAAUAAUGUGCAAUGAUAUGUUUUAACACCCAUUUGCCUUUUUAGCAUGACAGUGACAUCUCAGCCUAUACAUAUGAGAAGACCCUGGUGAUGGAGCAGCGCUCCCAGAUCCUCAAACAGAUGCACCUCACCAAAAACGAGAUGGAGAGAGAGGUAAGCCCUGACACAUCCCACCUCUAAUGUAUAAUUCAUACAUAGGUAACUGACUAGGAUUUCAUAUUACCAGUGUGGUUGUUAGCGAUCACUAAACAAAGCCAUAGUGGCCAAAAGGAAGCUCCUAUGGUUUAUCUAAUACCUUUUAGUACCACUUGUGUUGAAUAAAACAAUGCCCUUAUAGAAAAUCUGAAGGUUUUUUAGCUCACCUCUACCUUGUUAUUUGAAUUCAACCAGCCAUCAUCACUCACUGAAUUUGAAAUGCCAGCAACAGGGCAAGGCAGCAGGGGAAUUAUUAUAAUUACUGAGCUAGGUUUAAAAUGUAAUCUGUGUGUCUGCACUUGCACGGUCUGAUCUGUCUCAUUAAUCAAGAAAGCAGACUGAACAAUAAUAACAUCAGAUAAGAUCAAGCAUGAGGACUUACAGAAAAACCUGUGUGAUCUUACAAUGACGUUUCCACUUCACAAACAAGUAUUCAUUCUAUAAUGUCAUGCUUUUCAAAAAUUUACUGAAAGACACACGCUACAGAUUUGUCAACAUAUGCAUCUAAUCUGGCUUUGCAUUGAGCUAUCCACCCCUCAGAUAUAAUCUGUCAAGUAUUGACACAUUGCUUCUCUAUGAUUUUCGGAAGUGUUGUACCAAUCAUUUACAUCUCUGGACUCAAAGUCUAAUGUUUGAGCUCGUGGUCUCUCUUUAAAACCCUUGCUGCUUUGAUUUCCACAGAUCCAGAGCAUCACUGAUUCAUCCCGUGGUUCUAUCCGUCGUAAGAACCCGUCUAACCUGCAGUCUCAGCAGAGCAGUGAGGAGCCGGCAGGAGUCAGCAUGGAAGAGAAACCAGAGGAAGAGGUACAGAAGUGUCCUCAUACCUAACUCUCUGAUCAACCUUUGUACUAUGUGUAAAGGAUGUCACUCUGCUUGCUUAGCGAGCACCGAUUCUUCCUGAUUCGGCUCACACCUAGGCUCCAACCCAGGACCUGUGCCUUGCUUACACACGAGACCGCCCUCCUAAAGUAUCUUACCAGUGAGCGCCAUGCGAAAAGCUAGCUCUUCGCUGGCGCAAGUGAGGACACUUCAGGCUGAGGAGUGAGUUUCACACAUCCCCAUGUGCUACAUUCACCCCUAAAACUUACUCAAUAGCAACCCCAGUGUUGAGCUGAGCACAACUGUAGAUCCGAGUCCCUAGGCACCACUGUAAAGGACAUCACGCUGCUUGCUUAGAGAGUACCACUUCCUCCUGAUUUGGCUCACACCGAGCCUCAAACCCAGGACCUGUGCCUUGCUAGCACACGUGACCGUCCUCCUAAAGCGUCUUACCAGUCAGCGCCACGCAAAACGCUAGCUAUUCGCUGGCGCAAGUGGGGACACUUCAGGCUGAGGAGUACGUUUCACACAUCCCCAUGAGCUAAAUGUGCACUACUCUAUCUGUCUUUCAUUCUGCUGUGUUUAAAUGUUCCUAUUAUUUCUCACCUUCUCUCUCAUCCACUGCAUUUUUCUUUGUUCGAUGUCUGUCAUCUCUAGGCCUACUGCAUUACCUCAUCCUCUAUCAAAAUGCCAAUUCUCUCACUUUGACAUUGUCCUCUGGCGUGUAGCAUUUUCAGGGGACCUUUUCCUCUACAGCAUAAAGAAGGGAUAUGACAGAACAGCAUCUUACCUAGUUGCUUUGCUACAGUGCCCCAAUUGUGCUUUCAAUUCACCGUCCAGUGGUGGUCUGGUCUUUUUAUUGCGUCACCCCAACUGACAGGUGUCUCUUUCUUUUCUUCACCCUGUCACGUUAUCGUGUGGUGUCCCUCUCUUAGUCUGUGGCUGUCUCCCGCCCUAAACAGGUGCAGCUGAUCCACAAUAAGAAUGCUACCCCCACGUCCCCCACUACACCCGCAGGGAGCGCUGCCACCCCCGGGUCGGAGGUGCAGAUGACCUGGACAGACAAGGCUGAGACCCAGGCCACAGCAUGUCAUCCAGAGCAGGGUGGGGUCAAAGACAUCUUCAACAUGAAGCCGUGAGUCUGCUGUCACUUUCACUUUCAAUCACCUGUCCAAAGGCUUGUGUGGACUUCCGCUACGCUCUUAGAAAAAAAGGUGCUAUCUAGAACCUUAAAAAGGUUAUUCGGCUGUCCCCAGAGGAGAACCCUUUGAAGAACCCCUUUUGGUUUCAGGUAGAACGCUUUUGGCUCCAUGUAGAACCAUUUUGGGUUCAAUGUAGAACCCUUUCCACAGAGGGUUCUACAGAGGGUUCUAAAAGGGUUCUACCUGGAACCAAAGAGAGUUCUCCUUUGGGGACAGCCGAAGAACCCUUUUGGAACCCUUUUUUCUAAGAGUGUACUUCUAAAGUAAAUAGAAAAUAAGGACAAAGUAUUUAUAGGUUGUUACUGUUGGGGGGUGGCUGUGGUUUAUAAGCUAGUUUCAGGGGUAAUACCACAAAGGUUUGAAAGGCUUUGAGUGUCAUCCGCACAACACAACUUCUCAAUGUAAGUCCAGUAUUGUAAAGAGUCAUCUCUGCAUUGUCAUUCUCUUCCUACCAUGCUGCAGGGAGUGGGAGAGCCUGUAAGUAUUAUAUUGUCAUGAUGUUUCAAUGUUUUCCAUGCAUGUUGUGAAAUAGCAGUAAUGAUGCAACAUGCAUCCUGUACUGUACUCCUGUCUGUCCCUUCAGGAACCAGUCCAACGUGAGGCGCAUGCACACAGCACUGAGGCUCAAUGAGGUCAUCAUGAAGAAGUCCAAGGAGGCCAAGCUGGUGCUGCUUAACAUGCCUGGACCACCCAAGAACUGCAUGGGAGAGGAAAACUGUAUCCUAUCACAUCUUUGGCAUGAUAUGUUAUAUUAUAGACUUCUUUAUUAUAUAACUUAAUAUUAUAACAAUACAUAGCUUCUGUCAUAAAUGUAAGUGAAACCAAAGGGCUCAACAGGAUAGAUAGCAUGAAUAGGCUACAAAAGCCAGUUGUGAAAACUUGCUUAUUCCUUAACUCUAAUCCUCUCUCAGAUAUGGAGUUCCUGGAGGUCCUCACCGAGGGUCUCAACCGGGUCCUCCUAGUACGUGGUGGUGGACGCGAGGUCAUCACCAUCUACUCCUGA